Messenger RNA from Parnassius apollo (apollo), 2358 nucleotides. The record is from the annotation of a GenBank genome assembly. NCBI's taxonomy places the organism in Eukaryota, Metazoa, Arthropoda, Insecta, Lepidoptera, Papilionidae.
AUGUCGGAUGCUAUUGUACCCAAGGGUCAACCAGUUCCCGGUCACCCUGAAAAAAAGGGAUGGCUUUUUAAAUGGACUAAUUAUCUUAAGGGAUAUCAACGAAGAUGGUUCGUGUUGUCGAAUGGAAUAUUGUCGUACUACAGAAACCAAGCCGAAAUGGCACAUGCAUGUCGUGGAACAAUAUCAUUGCUAGGUGCAUUGAUACACACACCUGAUUCUUGCACAUUUGUCAUCAGUAAUGGUGACACACAAACAUUCCACAUCCGGGCACAUGAUGAAGUUGAAAGACAGAGCUGGGUAACUGCAUUGGAACUCGCCAAGGCAAAAGCUAUUCGGGCUCAAGAAUCCGAUGACGAUGAAGACCAAAUGUCUGGGCAAAUAACAAUUGGUGGAGGCGAAGGGGAAACAGAGGAUGCUGGUGGUAUAGCAAGGGAAUUGGCGGCCCGAUUUCACGACUUGAGAACUUGUUCAGAACUUGUGGCAAGACAUGGUGCUGCUCUCCAGCGAUCUCUUGUUGAUUUGGAAGUUCCCCCAUCUGAUACAACAAAACAAGUUUCUGAGAGGGCUACACUUUUCAGAAUAUCUUGCAAUGCAAUGAUGAAUGCAUGUUCGGAGUUUAUGAGCGCGGCGGCCGCGUCGAGUGCUCGAAUGUCCCGUGCAUUGCAACACGAACGGGAACAGAAGAUGCGUCUGCAGGAAGUCGUGGAGCAGUUAGCUAGGCAACACGACAGUCUUGAGAAGACCGUCACAGCCCGCAACUCUCUACACACAGGUAAAUUUGUUAUUGGUGGAAACGGGGCUGGCCAGGGUAAUGAAACUGAGGAUGAAGAUCAUGAGUUCUUCGAUGCAGUGGAAGAAUGUGUCUCCACUGCAAUGGAUGAUAAGACUUCAUUUGUAAUCAAAGUGCCUGUAAAUAGGAAAAAUAAACUAAAAAGUGGUGAAAGCUCUGAUGAAUCUGAAGGUGAAACAGUAACAGAAACACAACAGGUAAUAUUUGUAGAAGACAAGGAGCAACAAGAGAGUACCAUGGGUGGCACAGAAACUAAUGCUGACAAUGACACAAAUGUCAAUGAACAGACUGACAAUAAGGAGCAGAACAUCGUAGUAUGGCCUCACGUCUCACAAGUGCCUGUAAGCACGGUGGACGGCCACCCGCGGCGAACUCGAGUACCAGACAAGCCCAACUAUCCUCUCAGUCUGUGGUCCAUAAUGAAAAAUUGCAUAGGAAAAGAACUAUCCAAGAUCCCAAUACCUGUCAACUUCAGUGAGCCAUUGUCAAUGUUGCAAAGACUCACGGAGGACUAUGAGUACUCAUCAAUACUGGAUCAGGCGGCUACAUUCACAGAUCCAGCACAGCAGCUCGCAUAUGUUGCCGCAUUCACUGUCUCAUCUUAUGCGACGACAUCAAACAGAACAAAUAAACCUUUCAAUCCAUUGCUUGGUGAAACAUACGAAUGUGAUCGCAUGGCGGAUUUGGGUUGGCGAGCAAUAUCUGAGCAGGUGUCACAUCAUCCACCAAUGGUAGCACAGUUCUGUGAAGGCCAGGCUGGCUGGCAGUGCUGGCAGGAGUUUACCAUGACUACCAAAUUUCGCGGAAAAUAUCUGCAGGUCAUUCCGCUUGGAGGUGCCUCUGCAAUGUUUCCCAAGUCUGGCAAUAAAUACACUUGGAGAAAGGUGACCACAACAGUUCACAAUAUAAUUGUGGGAAAGUUGUGGGUAGACAAUCAUGGAGACAUGGACAUAAUAGGUGAAUCUGGCCCAGCUGCAGGCUACGUAGCACACCUCAAAUAUUUACCAUACGGUUAUUUUAGUAAGGACACACAGAGAAAGGUUACUGGCGUCAUCAAAGAUCCACAAGGAGUGCCGCGGUACGUGCUGCAGGGGCACUGGGACAGCCGCGUGGAGGUGGCGCCGGUGAGCAGCACGUCGGCCGACAGCACGCUGUGCAAGACCGGCAAGUUCACCGUCGCCUGGCAGCGCGUGCCCGCGCCCCCGGACUCCGACAAAUGGUAUAACUUCACGUUGCUGGCGGCGCAGCUGAAUGAACCGGAGGAGGGCGUGGCGCCGACGGACUCGCGGCGGCGACCCGACCAGCGCCUCAUGGAGGAGGGGCUGUGGGACGAAGCUAACGCCGAAAAGCUGCGCCUCGAAGAGAAGCAGCGCGCCGCGCGCCGCGAGCUCGAAGCCGCUGCGGAGGCGGCAGCAGCUGAGGGCGGCGCGGGGCCGGAGCCGCCGCGGCCGCUGUGGUUCACGCGGCAGGCGGCGCCCGGCCAGCCGCUGCUGCGCCACCUCUACAACCACCGCUACUGGGAGUGCAAGCAGCGCGCCGACUGGGCCGCCUGCCCCGACAUCUUCUAG